AUGGCGGCAGCGGCGACCUCCGAGCACAGCGGCGGCCUGCGAGCGAGCCGCACAUUGCCCGGCUCGCGCCUUUGCCGCCGACGAGCCGCUCGCCGCGUGGCUCUCAACUUUGCCGCAAAAAAGGCCAGCCGCGGGGGGAACGGCUGUCACCGAUCCCGCGCCCCGCACCAGCCAAGGCUCCUCGUCGCCGCCUCCAGAGGGGAAGGAGCAGCAGCCCCCUCCUCCCUUCCUUGCUCUGAGACCGACCUGGAGCAAGCCCGCGAGGAAAGGAGGGAUAAAGUGGGUGUGGUUAAUGAAACUGAUGACAUUGGGCCUUUGCGGGAAAUCAAUAUUACCAACCCGUCAACAUUCAGCUUCAGACUUUCCAAUCUGAACAUCAGCACUAAAUAUAAGUUCUAUGCAAGGGCCUGCACACUAGAAGGCUGUGGGAAACCAAUCACAGAGGAAGGGAUAACAAUCGCAGAAGGCAGUAAAGCUGUUGGGAAGAUUUCUGAAGCAGUAAAUCCCACCCCAAAGAUUCAGCCUCUUGAGGCGCUUGAACCUGGAACUGCAUACACAGUUCGACUAGUGACUAAGAACUGGGUUGAUAAUAAUAGCAUUUCUGCAGAUGUAAUUGAGUCAAGGGGGAGAGCUUAUGCUGGAAUUUAUGAAAGAAUCUCGACACAAGGCUGGUUUAUUGGACUGAUGGGUGCAAUUGCUUUGCUGACCUUGUUGUUGCUUACAGUUUGUUUUGUCAAAAGGAAUAAAGGAGGCAAAUAUUCAGUGAAAGAAAAAGAAGACUUACAUCCAGAUCCUGAAGGACAAUCCAUAAAAGAUGAAAUCUUUGGUGAAUAUAGUGACAGUGAUGAAAAACCACUAAAAGGAAGCUUGCGAUCUCUUGACAUGGACAUUAAGACUGCAGAGAGUGCAGAUAGUUUGGUGGAUUAUGGAGAUGGAGACCACAGAAUGUUCAAUGAAGACGGUUCCUUUAUUGGCGCUUACACCGGAUGUAAGGAGAAAGCAUCCGUUGAAAGCAUUGGGAGCUCUACAGCAACCUUUCCUCUCCAUGCAUAAAAUAUUAGCAUGAAUAAUACAUUUCAAGUCACCAUAUUUAUCUUUACUAGUCAUCAAAUAUCAUAUGAGUCAAAAGUAGGCUGCAGAGAAGUUCAAGACCACAGCAUUCAGCCUAUUUAGAAAUAGGGAUCUGACUUCAAAGCUGAUUUGUGAAAUUCUUAUUUAUCAAAACACAGGCAUUGUGAUUUCAUUAAAAUUUGUCUCAGAAUUAAAAUUUGGUAAGACAUAUGCCACUCGGCCUGACCAAAAGCACCACUACUUCAGUGCUAUAUAUACUUGUAUAUAGGGACCUGAAAUCUUCCAUUAUUAGUCCUAUAGAUAUAUGUAGCAGUGACAGCACUCAGGCAACUUACACUGGAAUUAUAGAUAAUGUUUUAGCUUGGUUUUUGGUAAUGGGGCAUUGUUUCCCUACUGUGAUCCUACAACGAAAGUGUGCUAUCAAAUCUUGGAUACAUAGACCAGGAUCCUGCAGAGGUGCUCUCCUAAUAGAAUGGUUUCUCUCAGCAAAACUAUGAAAUGGGCAUUUUCCCCUCCACUUAUUCUCCCAACACACACACAUUGAAAACCCUCCAGUGCAAAUUUCUGGGUAGUGUGGAAGUCUUCUCAGGCAGACUAGGUGAAAAUGUCUUUUUGUCCUAUCAAUUGGCCAAAAAUCUAGCACUAGAUUUCAGCCAUAGGAAAAUGCAGCCAAUACUUUGGGGACUGUUAUCUAAUGAAAUCUAAUCUAGUCUUUCUUUGUGUACAGUGGAGGAUAAAGUGUAAUCUGCACAACAUAUGUAGUUUAUAGGGUUGUUUUGCAGCCCUCACAAAUAAAAUAGAAGUUUUCAAAGAAGUUUUUUAAAAGAAAAAAAUCUGAAAUCCUUUCUAUGGGGUGCGAGAGGCUUUUUUUGCCACUUUUGGCCACAUCUCUCGGGCCAAUUUAAUUCCACAAGAGAACUUUUUCUGAAACAAUAUGUGAACCAGGAGUGACUUCUGCUCACUUUCUGUUGUUUUUCAAAAAGGCUUUUCUUAAACCUAAAAUGGUCCAUUGGGAUCUAAAAACAUACCCCAGAAGGAAUUUUGGGACAAAAUAAUUUUCUUUUUUCUUUUCUUUUUCCUUUCCUUUUGUUUUCUUUUCUUGGAAAUAUACAGUGCAGGGUAUAGCAUGUCAAGAUUUGCUGAGGCUCCAUUACCAAAUGUCUUGUCAGUAAUGGCAAUUGCUAGUGUCCUAACAGUGACCUACAAGUUUCUCAUUAGCCAGAAACUGGUCAGAAACAAUAUGAAGUGCUACACAUUCUGGUAACUAUGUUCUAAAAACUUGUUGGGGACAUUGUUACUCAGGAGACUGAGCUUUGAACAAAAAGUUCCCCUUUCUUGUAUGUUUUGUGCUUCUGUAUAUACAUUUCAAACCACAUUCCCUAAAAAUGUCAUGUAACAUCAUUACAGAAAUCAGGUUCCAGACAGAAAAAGCGGCAUACAUUAUUACUUUAGACAAAUCACAAAAGAACACCCCCAAAAAGAAAAAAAAAGCUUCACACCCUUUUUAUAUUCCCCCAAAACAUCCUGGUUGGUUUUGAAAUCUAUAUUCUGUUUUGAUGGCCAUUGCUGCAAGAUGCAAUUUUUCUAUCUGCCAACAAUGUGAUCACAAAGUGGUUGAAUCUUCUCUCUCUUUUGCCCACUAGCUGGCACUCUUUCUUUAUGAAAUCAGCUGCAAUAACACUCUAUUUGUGGUUGUGGUAAGCACGCAGCUGAUAUAGAGUCCUUGAGUACAAGCAGAAAUAGAUUCUUUUUAAACAAAUUGACAUCACUACCCCAUGUAUAUAUUUAUAUGCCUGCAUACCUUUUGUGAAUUUUUGUACAUAUUAUGUUUAUACAAAUUCUUUCAGGUGAGCCACAUUCCUUUUCUUUUACAGUAAAAUAACAAUUGAUAGAACAGGGCAUUUCAGCUCAGUAGCAAUUGUUGUUUUCUUGUCUCUAUGAUUUUUUAUAUACAUAAGGUUAAUUUUCCAUAUAAAGCACAUGAAGCCUUCCUUGUAUUACUUUAAAAAAAAACCCAACACCACAAGUUAUUCCCAUUCAAAUCCCCAAGCAUGAAUAUUUUGAAAUUCUUUUGAGUCUCAGCUUGAUUUCUGCUGAAUCAAAGCAAAUGCCAUUACCAAAAGGGCCUAUAAAUGACUUUUUAUUCCAGCAGAAUUCUGUCUUUGGUGUGUAAAACAACUGUCUCCUGAAGCUAUAUUCAUUGAGUGAUACACAAAAGUCAUCAUGCUAAUUGCAGUGAUAAUGGAACUGUUGCAUGAAAAACAAUCCUGGGGUAACCUCAGUAUUCUAUGUGAACCCAUUUUUAUUUGCUAUUCAGACUUAUUUCAUAGUAUUUGAUAGACAAAUAUCAACAAAUCUGACAUAUGCAUUCUUAUUCUGAGCAUGUACAAAUAAAUCUUAAUACUACUCUGGUUCUCUUUUAAUGUUAUUAUGAAUACAGUUGAGCCAAACCAUGAUCCUGAGCUAGUCCCAAACAUUUCAGCUGGGGAUUAGACCUACAAACCUAAAUUGUCACUCCCGACUAUAAGAGACUCAGCGAAUCAAUUGAAUUCAGAUAUGUUAACUUACUUACUUUCAAUGGCUUUACUCUAUUCAGGACUAACAAUUGGAAUUAAUUCUAGACAUCUUUAAAGCUUACGUUAAAAAGGAUCCCUAGACAUAAGAGUCCUAAUUAUUUCAGAGACACAGUCAGUGUAUUUUUGGCUAGGGUUUAUUAAGGAGGUAUUUUAUUAAGGUUUUCAGGUUUGUCUAUCCUGGCACAGAAUGGAGGAAUAUGUUUCAACUCAGCAGUGCUAGUAUACAAAGCUGCUAAAAUUUUAACUUGAUGCAGAGAUGCAGCAGUUCAUAUUUUCCUUGUGUAUAUUCAAUAUCUGAGCCAGCAUAACAUGUGCCUUCUCUAAAGUAGCUUAAGAACUCAUUUGAUACAAAUCAUGGCAUAAACUAGCUUCCAUUUGUAAGACUAUAUGGUAGAAUGUAUGGGAAACCAACUAGCUUUUUAGUUACACCACAGAAGAUAUUUGAUACCUGAGUGGAAAAACACUUAACAAGAUACACAGCAUGUGGGACACAUGUGAAAUUGGCAAUUAUAGUACCCAUAUUCUUGCAUGGGUGCACUGCCAUGCCCUUGCUUACCUGUCUUCAGCAUCUGGAUAGUACUGAGAGCAAGAGGUAGCCAUCUUGAGUACCAUUAUUUUGACAGAAAGCUAGGAUAUAAAUUUAAUAAGCAAACAAAGGAGGAGUA
This is a messenger RNA of Anolis sagrei ordinatus, 4312 nucleotides long. The record is from RefSeq and is a predicted model, not a curated record. NCBI's taxonomy places the organism in Eukaryota, Metazoa, Chordata, Lepidosauria, Squamata, Anolidae.